GGCAGAAGCAGGGGUAGAAGGAGAGGUUGUAACUGUCAAACAUCCACACGCAGUUCAAGGUACAACAAAGCUUCAGUGGACACGAUGGCUAGUCCAGGCAAAGAGAAUUACAGGAUGAAGAGCUAUAAGAACAAAGCACUGAAUCCUCAGGAGAUGCGUCGAAGGAGAGAGGAAGAAGGAAUCCAGCUACGCAAACAGAAAAGAGAGGAGCAGCUGUUUAAGAGGAGAAAUGUAUGUGUACCUUCAAGUGAUGAAUCAAUGCUGGAGUGUCCCAUCCAGGAUCCAGACAUCAGCUCCACAGUACCCAUUGCAGGUGAUGGAGUCAUAACUCCAGAUAUGAUUCAGAUGAUCUUCUCUGAAGACCCAGAUCAGCAGCUAAUUGCUACACAGAAGUUCAGGAAGUUACUCUCCAAAGAGCCCAACCCUCCCAUUGAUGAGGUCAUUUCCACUCCUGGUGUUGUGAAUCGUUUUGUGGAGUUUCUGAAGAGGAGCGAAAACUGCACGCUGCAGUUUGAGGCUGCCUGGGCUCUAACUAACAUUGCCUCAGGUACCUUCCUGCACACCAAGGUGGUGAUUGAAACAGGAGCUGUGCCCAUUUUCAUUGAACUGCUGAACUCUGAGUAUGAGGAUGUCCAGGAACAGGCGGUGUGGGCAUUGGGGAACAUAGCUGGAGAUAAUGCUGAGUGCAGAGACUACGUGCUCAACUGUGGCAUCCUGCCAUCUCUACAGCAACUGCUUGCUAAAUCCAACCGUCUCACAACAACCCGUAAUGCAGUGUGGGCACUGUCUAACCUGUGCCGGGGGAAGAACCCACCACCUGAUUUUGCCAAGGUGUCUCCUUGUCUCAGCGUAUUGUCCAGGCUUCUGUUCAGCAGUGAUCCAGAUGUGCUGGCUGAUGCAUGCUGGGCUCUGUCUUACUUGUCUGAUGGCCCCAACGAGAAGAUCCAGACAGUCAUUGAUUCUGGAGUCUGCCGCCGGCUGGUGGAGCUGCUCAUGCACAGUGAUUACAAGGUGGUUUCUCCUGCUUUACGUGCAGUGGGCAACAUUGUGACAGGAGAUGACAUUCAGACACAGGUGAUCUUGAACUGCUCAGCUCUGCCAUGUUUACUGCACCUGCUUAGCAGUCCCAAGGAGUCCAUCAAAAAGGAGGCAUGUUGGACUGUGUCCAACAUCACAGCAGGAAACAGAGCUCAGAUUCAGAAUGUGAUUGAUGCCAACAUCUUCCCAGUACUGAUUGAGAUCCUUCAGAAGGCUGAGUUCCGCACAAGGAAGGAGGCAGCGUGGGCCAUCACCAAUGCCACCUCUGGAGGCACUCCUGCACAGAUCAAGUACCUGGUGUCUCUGAACUCCAUUAAGCCCAUGUGUGACCUGCUGACAGUGAUGGACUCUAAGAUUGUACAAGUGUCUCUAAACGGUCUGGAGAACAUCCUCAGACUGGGAGAACAGGAAGCCAAACAGAACGGAACUGGCAUCAACCCUUACUGUGCUCUCAUCGAGGAGGCUUACGGUCUGGAUAAGAUCGAGUUCCUGCAGAGCCACGAGAACCAGGAAAUCUACCAGAAGGCCUUCGACCUGAUUGAACACUACUUCGGCGUGGAGGAGGAGGAUGCCAGCCUGGCACCACAAGUGGACCAAAGUCAGGGCCAGUUCAUCUUCCAGCAGCAGGAAGGACCCAUGGAGGGUUUCCAGCUCUAACCCCACCUCACCUCCUCAGCCAUUCCUUUUUCCUGGUUCUCUAAACCCCCGCUGGAGACAGCCGCCUACUGGCCUGCAAACUCUCCUGGGUCCUCACCUCGUCUCUCCUGGGCCAGCUCCCCCAGACCUUCACUUCUACAAUGCCUUCACCACCAGCUCUGGAGAGACAGAGGGAUUUGUGAAUAAUGAGAUGACAAGUGACAGCACAUGUGGCUGAUUGAAACUGUGGGGGCCUGCAUGGAGAGCUCAGCUCGGCUGGUGUCCCUCCCACUGAUGAGAUGUCUAUGCCAUUGAAGGCCUACUCAUGUUAAAGAAAGAAUUGUGCUACAGUAUGAUUUUCCUUUGACUUCCUGUCAUUUUAUCAUCCUAAAUGAUGUUACAAUUAGAAACUAGUUUUUCCAAAUCAGCAUCCAUAUCCCUUUUUGAAUGUGAAACUACCUCUUCAGUCUUCAGAGAGAAAGAAAAAGAAGGGAAGGACAGAAAAGCCCUGAAUGAACAGAUGGAGCAUUUUCUUUUAUUAUAGCUAAAAUCCACUCUUGAGUAAAAUCCCUGGUGUUCAGAUUUGGGGUUUGGUGGCUGACCUGCCAGAAGCAAGGAAGCAGGUAGUGGAUGUUAAAUACAGUACUACUGUACAUCCUGGGUUUGGCAUACUAAAACUCUGAAGCAGCUGCACAUGUUCUCUGGGCUCUUUCUCCUCUCCUGUUGAUUUAAAUGGACUUGAUGACCACCUGGGGACUCAGUGGUCUUUAUUUAUUUGUCUUCUGAGAUCCAUUGAGGAACUCUCUCUCUUAUCCAGCCUUCAGCUCAGCCUGAAGGCAACUGCUUCCUGAAUUAUGUAAUUGGACAACUGGCACAAGUUAGUUUGAAAUCUGUGACUGUGUUGGCUGUUCACUGGUGUUUUUGCUGCUUAUUUUAAAUGUUCUGUAUUUCAGAAAGCAGUAUCAGGGCAAUGCAACAUGAUGCAGUGUGCGCAACAGUCUCACUAGUUAAUGAGAUGUUUGCUUUGUUUUCUACCUUGUCACCCUGAACUAGCAGCAUGAUGUAUCUUAAAUUAUUAUUAUUUUCUGCCUGCAAUCGUUUCCCUUGAUGUGAUGGGAUUAGUUGACUGAAUUGGAGGGUUUUGUAUAUUAUAUAUACAUGUUAGAAAGUGUAAAAGUAUUUAAGUGGCUGUGGGAAGGUGUGGU
Molecule: messenger RNA, 2879 nt
Organism: Scomber scombrus (Atlantic mackerel)
Lineage: Eukaryota; Metazoa; Chordata; Actinopteri; Scombriformes; Scombridae
Gene: kpna5
Product: karyopherin alpha 5 (importin alpha 6)
Exons: 14
Coding region: 85-1695 (536 amino acids)
Biological process (GO): NLS-bearing protein import into nucleus
Cellular component (GO): nucleoplasm; nucleus; cytoplasm
Molecular function (GO): protein binding; nuclear import signal receptor activity
Source: RefSeq, a predicted model, not a curated record